Vitis riparia (riverbank grape) is the source of this 3126-nucleotide messenger RNA. RefSeq lists its product as uncharacterized. Gene Ontology annotation, cellular component: nucleus. The record is from RefSeq and is a predicted model, not a curated record. The transcript has 7 exons. Bases 209 to 2812 code for a protein of 867 amino acids. Gene Ontology annotation, molecular function: zinc ion binding. NCBI's taxonomy places the organism in Eukaryota, Viridiplantae, Streptophyta, Magnoliopsida, Vitales, Vitaceae.
CCGCCUCCACAGAUUUUAAAGAACUGAGAUUUGAUUAUUUUGAUUUGGAAUUGGAACUGAGACUAGGGUUUCGAUUUUCUCUCUCAGGAUUUUACCCUAUCGUCCAAAUUCACGCGUGGACCUCUUCAAUCAAUCCACUACAAAGAAGCUUUGGCAUUUCUAAACAUUCUAAAAGACUAUUUAUUUUCUCUGAAAUUGGAAGAGAACAAUGUCGGAAGAGGCUGAGAAAAGGCUUCAGUCUGUCAUGGCCAAGCUCUUCCAUCCCCCCAAGUCCAAACCCAACUCUCCCAGUGAUAGUUCAUCUGAUGGUCAAUCGUCAAAAGGCAAAAAGCGCCCAAAUCCAAUGUCUGCAUCCGCAAUUGAAUCAAAAUUAAGAAAGGAUAUUCAAAAGUCAACUACUCCAGUACAGGCUCCAUUGUGCAGGCCAUGGGAUCGAGAAGAUCUCAUGAAGAGAUUAGCUACAUUCAAAUCUAUGACUUGGUUUGCUAAACCUAAGGUGAUAAGUGCUGUAAAUUGUGCCAGAAGAGGCUGGGUGAAUGUGGAAAUGGACAUCAUAGCCUGUGAAGCCUGUGGAGCACGUCUUCUCUUUUCUACUCCAUCAUCUUGGACACAGCAGCAAGUUGAGAAGGCAGCCUUGGUAUUCAGCUUAAAGCUGGAUAAUGGACACAAACUACUUUGCCCAUGGAUGGACAAUGCCUGUGAUGAGAUGCUAGCACAGUUUCCACCUGCAACAGUUCAAGAUUUAGUGGAUGGUUACAAAGAACGAUCUUCUGCUCUUUUGCAACUUGUAGCCCUUCCCUUGAUUUCAUCUGCAGCCAUUAAUUACAUGAGAAGUCCUCAGCUGGAGCAUUUUCUUAGACAAUCUUCAGUGUUGGAAUUUGGCAGUGUGUCUGCGGAUUCUUCUCAGACAGAAUAUCUUGGAAGUGAAUGUGAUGCAGUUUCUGCUAAUUUGUAUUUUCAGGCACAAAAGCUCAUAAGUUUAUGUGGUUGGAAGCCUCGCUUGCUGCCUUAUGUGGUUGACUCCAAGGAUCAGCAAUGUAAAUCUGCUAAAGAUGUCAAUCAUUUGGAUCUGUCUCGUAUAGUUGCUAAUAUGCAGACUCCUCCAAUUAGCAUCCACUCUUCUGCCACUGAUAAGAGUAUGCAAGCAAAUGAAGAUCCCAUGGCAUCUAGUGAACUACAGUCUGAGCAUUCUGUUGUUCUAGAAUGCAGCCUUUGUGGAGCCACCGUUGGAUUAUGGGCUUUCUCUACAGUUCAACGUCCAACAGAGUUUUUUAGAUUAGUUGGAAAUUCAGAAGUUACUGGUGAAAGCAAUGCUUUUCAUUGUAAAGGAACUGUCUUUUGCCCUGUCAGUGGUGCUCCUGGAAUUCAGGAUUCAGGAAAAGAAAACCAUGUCAACAGUACUGAAGCUGUCAUGAUCGCUGAUGCAAAUGGUGCUAGAUCAUCAAAUGAAAGAUUGUUGAAUUUAAAUUUGACAAUUGCAGGGGGUCCUCCACCAACGGAGCAAAACUUCAGAGCAACAAUUUCCAUACCUGUUAUAGGUCAGAAUUUAAGGGCACGGUUUUCUUCUGAUCAUGAUUUUAGGGAUCGUAGCUGUGUUAAUCAAGAAAAUAGUCCAUCUGGUGCCAAUAAAAAGGGUUUAUUUCUGGAGGGAAAAAACCACACAGAAAACACUGUCACUCCACAAAUUGCCCAGCCAGAAUCCAUUGUCCUCCUAGAAAGCAAAAGACAUGGUGAUGGACAAUUUAAUGCUACAAGCAAUGAUCAAUCUCCAUGUUUGAAUAACAACAUCAGUGAGGAAGAUGAUGCAUUUAGAAAUAGUAACAAUCACAUGUCAUUGGAAAGACCAAAUGUCAAUCAGCAGGGACUGGGUUUUCCUGAAACUGGUAUGCAUGAUUCUAUUUUCAAAGUUCAAACGCAAGAUGUAGUACAAAGUUCUGGUCAAAAUAGCAAGUUGGCUGAGAGUGCAGAUAAUGUCGGGACAGUUAACUCAACAGCAACUGAGAGUGUAGAUAAUGUCAGGACAGUUAACCCAACAGCAACUGAGAGUGUAGAUAAUGUCGGGACAGUUAACCCAACAGCAACUGAGAGUGUAGAUAAUGUCGGGACAGUUGACCCAACAGCAAUUGAGAGUGUAGAUAAUGUCGGGACAGUUAGCCCAACAGCAACUGAGAGUGCAGAUAAUGUUGGGGCAGUUAACCCAACAACAACUGGGAGUGCAGAUAAUGUUGGAGCAGUUAACCCAGCAGCAACUGAGAGUGCAGAUAAUGAAGUUAGAGAUUCUUGCAUGACAAGUGCAGAUGCUAAUAUGACAACUAGAAAUGCAGAAAUCAGUGAGGAUGAUUCAUUAAUGGUGGUUGGGGCUGAUGAUUGCAAUCUUCAGCAGAUUCAUGGAACUGAUAAUGCCUGUAACAUACACAUAAGAGGAGGAGACAAAUAUUCUGAGGUCCAAAACAUUUUAAGCACUCAACCAAAUAGCCAGGGUGACGAUUGGGUCAAAGACAGAGGACAGAUUCCUGUAAAUAACGAAGCUGUAGCCUGUGGCAUAGCAAAUGAUCUGAAGCAACAACCAAUAGAUAAAGCCAUGGAGUUUGAUCCAAUCUGGCAGCACAGACACUUUUGCCCAUGGAUUGCAGCAGCAGGCGGUGCAGCACCUGGAUGGCAACAAACUCUCUCUGCUUUACAACAGCAGAAAGAUUUUUCUCAUCCUUCACCCUCGAACAUGAUCAAGGUGGAUGAUCCCAUUGCUUCAGUUAGAAAGCUUUUCAUGUCGUCAUCAGAAAAAAGAAUGAAGCGCACUCAUGGAUCGACCUAAAGUGCUGUAUGCUGAGUUGUUGAAUUUGCUGUGUCCAAAAGAGGUCCUCAAACAUCCCGAUUUCGCCAGUUUUGGUAGGAUGCUUAGGUACUUGAGACAAAUGUAUUUCCAUAGGCAUGCUAUCCCCUUUUGAAGUCCAUAAAAUGUCAGCAAACCUGUGGUAGUACCGUAGUAGCAGCUUUGUAAUUUACUGCCAAACUAGUUGAGAAUUUAAGAUGCAUUUUCCCUACAUAUCCAGGUCUACUUACACAAUGAUACAAUGUAAGUGGAGCUAUAUCGAGUCAUAGCAAUAGAAUUCAUUCUGUCACAUGAAA